This is a messenger RNA of Cucurbita moschata (crookneck pumpkin), 1577 nucleotides long. RefSeq names its product arginase 1, mitochondrial-like. The coding region runs from base 429 to 1445 and encodes 338 amino acids. The transcript has 7 exons. The record is from RefSeq and is a predicted model, not a curated record. Lineage: Eukaryota; Viridiplantae; Streptophyta; Magnoliopsida; Cucurbitales; Cucurbitaceae. Gene Ontology annotation, molecular function: agmatinase activity; metal ion binding.
CCUGAAGUAUGGUAAUCUUGUUAUUUGUUUAGGAAUGGCGUUUUCUCGGAGAGAAAAUUGUUAAAAUAUGAAUCUCUACCUCAUUUUCUUUCGCUAUCUAUUACGAUUACUUUUUUGUCCUUGAAUCUGAGCUUGCUCAGUGGACUGUCGCUUCCCUUACAACCUCAGAUUUCCGUUUCACCAUGUAUAUUGAUUUGUAGGCAGAGAAAAUUUAUGGGUUUUGGUUAUGGUUCUUAUGGAAGCACGUUGGUAAGAUAUAAAUGGUUUUGUUUUUUUCAAACUCGUUAGCUUCCAAGCUCACCGUAGGCUCAGAUUUCCGCUAGAUUCUUCCAUAGAGCAAAGAAGCUAUUUAUUGUACCUAUAGAAUUUGGGUUUGAUACACUUCUUUUCAAGAUAGCUAUAAUUGAUCUCAGCUCAUUAGGUGGAAAAUGUCAGUUUUAGGACGGAGAGGAAUUCAUUACUUUCAGAAACUAAAUGCAGCGAACAUUCCCACUGCAUUGAUUGAGAAGGGUCAAAAUCGUGUUAUUGAAGCUUCUCUAACACUCAUUCGCGAGAGAGCAAAGCUCAAGGGUGAGCUCGUGCGUGCUUUGGGAGGUGCUGUAGCAUCAGCGUCUCUUCUUGGAGUUCCUUUGGGACAUAACUCAUCAUUUCUUCAAGGUCCAGCAUUUGCACCUCCUCGGAUCAGGGAGGCCAUCUGGUGCGGGAGUACGAAUCCAACUACUGAAGAAGGGAAGGAACUUACUGACCCCAGAGUGCUGACUGAUGUCGGUGAUGUCCCUGUCCAAGAGAUCAGGGACUGCGGCGUAGAUGAUGAAAGAUUGAUGAAAGUCGUGAGCGAGUCUGUCAAGCUGGUGAUGGAAGAGGAUCCACUACGUCCACUGGUUUUAGGAGGCGACCACUCCAUAUCUUACCCUGUUAUCAGAGCUGUCUCUGAGAAGCUCGGGGGUCAAGUUGAUAUUCUUCAUCUCGAUGCCCAUCCCGAUAAUUAUGAUGCUUAUGAGGGAAACUACUUCUCGCAUGCUUCUUCUUUUGCACGAAUUAUGGAAGGUGGUUAUGCUAGACGACUUUUGCAGGUUGGUAUAAGAUCAAUAUCUCAAGAAGGAAGAGACCAGUGCAAAAGAUUUGGAGUCGAGCUGUAUGAAAUGCGAACCUUUUCAAGAGAUCGUGAAUAUUUAGAAAAUUUGAAACUGGGGGACGGUGUAAAGGGUGUUUACGUUUCAAUAGACGUCGACUCUCUCGAUCCAGCAUUUGCUCCUGGAGUGUCCCAUAUUGAGCCAGGUGGUUUGUCUUUCCGUGAUGUUCUGAACAUCAUCCACAAUCUUAAAGGGGACAUCGUGGGCGCAGACGUCGUCGAGUUCAACCCUCAGCGAGACACGGUCGACGGGAUGACAGCCAUGGUUGCUGCUAAAUUGGUAAGAGAACUCACAGCCAAGAUAGCAAAAUGAAAGUUCAAUCAUUAGGAUUCUAGCUACUAUAAAUACCUGUGUUUUGCUGAGGGAACUUUUUAUCACCCAUCAUUCCAGUAAUAAGUGAACUCCUGAGUGAUGAACAUUAUAAGGUCUUAUCUGUUUACUCCA